AUGGCCCGACACAGCAAAGCCACGCGGCGCCGCACCCCUGCGGGUCCCUCGCAGGUGACGAAAUCGGACGCCGUCCUGGAAAUCGGCUGCAGCGCCGGCGUCUGCACCUCGCUGCUCGCGCGGCACGCGGGGCGCGUGGUGGGCGUCGACAACUCGCCGCAGCUCAUCAGAGAGGCGCAGGAGCGUAAUCCUGAGGUGCACUUCGAGCUGGUUGACGUGCUGCAGUCACCCGGCAACCUGGAGCGCGCUGGUGCAGGUUGCGGCGUCGUCUUUGUGGACAUUGGAGGCAACCGCCAGCUGGCGGCGCUGGUGGCGCUGCUGCCCUGGGUGCAGGAGCGGCUGCGGCCGCGGCUGUUGGUCGUGAAGAGCGAGGCGCUGGCUGCUGCGGCGGAGAAGUGGUUGGCGAUGGAGCAGCAGGAGCAGCAAGAGCAGCGGCAGCAAGAGCAGCAGCCGGGGCAGCAGGCGGAGCAGCAGCCAGAGCAGCAGCUGGAGCAGCAGCCAGAGCAGCAGCAGCAGCAGCAGCAGGAGCAAGAGCAGGAGCAGGAGCAGCAGCAGCAGCAGGAGCAGCAGCAGCCACACAGGCAGCCCCAAGACCGGCAGGAGGAGCAGGUGCAGGAUCAGCAGCAGGAGCAGCAGCAGGAGCAGCAGCCGGAGGAGCAGCAGAAGCAGCAUCAGGAGCAGCGGCAGCAGGUUCAAAAGGAUUGCCCACGCGAGAGCACCAAUGCCGCCGCUGACGCAGAGGCGGCGUGCGCAAGCAGCGGCCCAGGCUGCAGCAGCAGCAGCAACAGCAGCAGGGGGAUGGACGCGGCGGGGCCGCCGCCACUAUGCCCGCCACGGAUCCCUGGGACCCUGCGGGACCCGUCGGGCUGGUGGCGCCAGCUGCAGGCGCGCUGCUCGGACCGGCCAGAGGCAGUCGCCAACAACCCGCUCUUCUACAAGGCCAAGGCCAAGGGGUUCAGGGGCGUCCACCCUAUGAGGUUCCCGGACAGGCGCCUGCCCGGCGGCGCGCGCAUCUGCCGGCCUUUCAACUACGCUGUGUGCCGCGAGGGUGCGGGGCGCUGCGAGUACGAUCACGAUCACUGCCACCACUGCCUGCAGGCGGGCCACAGGGCAAGAGAGUGCACGCUGUAA
Molecule: messenger RNA, 1131 nt
Organism: Monoraphidium neglectum
Lineage: Eukaryota; Viridiplantae; Chlorophyta; Chlorophyceae; Sphaeropleales; Selenastraceae
Exons: 3
Coding region: 1-1131 (376 amino acids)
Molecular function (GO): zinc ion binding; nucleic acid binding
Source: RefSeq, a predicted model, not a curated record